GUCAUGCGGCCUGGGUUAGAGAGGCGGAAGCAGAGAAAACAACAACAAGCCUGUCGGUGUCCCGUCUACACCAGUAGUCAAAAACCAGUCUAAUAUCACUCCUUGCUGUCGUCCCGAGGGCAAGAUGUCUUUGUUUGGGAAGUUGUUUGGUAGCAGCGGAAAAGGGGGCAAAUCUUCAAGCCCCCAAGAGGCUAUCCAGCGACUGCGAGAAACAGAAGAAAUGUUGACCAAGAAACAAGAAUUCCUGGAGAAGAAGAUCGAACAGGAGCUUGUAACGGCCAGGAGAAACGGCACGAAGAACAAACGAGCUGCAUUGCAGGCACUGAAGCGUAAGAAGCGCUAUGAGAAGCAGUUAGCUCAGAUUGAUGGCACUCUUUCUACCAUCGAGUUCCAGCGAGAGGCGCUAGAGAACGCUCACACCAACACCGAGGUCAUCAAGAAUAUGGGCUUUGCUGCUAAGGCCAUGAAAGCUGCCCAUGACAACAUGGACAUCGACAAAGUGGAUGAACUCAUGCAGGACAUCACAGAACAGCAGGAGCUGGCGCAAGAAAUUUCAGACGCAAUCUCAAAGCCUGUCGGGUUUGGGGAGGAAUUCGAUGAGGAUGAGCUGUUAGCUGAACUAGAGGAGCUGGAGCAGGAAGAGUUGGAUAAGAACCUCCUGGAGAUCGGAGACAAUGUACCACUGCCAAACGUGCCCUCUACAUCCUUACCUGCCAGACCAGCAAAGAAGAAAGAAGAAGAGGAUGAGGAUGACAUGAAAGACCUGGAGGCGUGGGCUGCCAAUUAAUGCUUCCCGAAACCCAUACACGCUAUACAAGGCAUAAACCUCACUCCAAUACCUGUUACUAAAGGACCUGGAAGGAUUCUUCAGUAUGUUACAGUAUGACGUCUUUGUGUCUAAAAUAGGUUCAUAUUUAAACACACACGAGAGGAAAACAAACAUAAAUGCAACUGCU
Messenger RNA from Sinocyclocheilus grahami, 956 nucleotides. RefSeq names its product charged multivesicular body protein 4b. Gene Ontology annotation, biological process: late endosome to vacuole transport via multivesicular body sorting pathway; vesicle budding from membrane. Lineage: Eukaryota; Metazoa; Chordata; Actinopteri; Cypriniformes; Cyprinidae. Gene Ontology annotation, cellular component: cytoplasmic side of plasma membrane; multivesicular body; ESCRT III complex. The record is from RefSeq and is a predicted model, not a curated record. The transcript is spliced from 5 exons. Bases 125 to 787 code for a protein of 220 amino acids.